GCGAUGGCGCUGCGCGACUGGCUCCUCGGGGCGCUGCCUUCCGCGGAUCCCGGGGCUUGGAUCGUGCUGCUUGGGGUGCUGCUGCUUUCGUGGCUGGCGCUGCGCCCUCUGCGGCUCUUGCGCGCCCCGGACGAGGUGGGCUACGCGGGCGAAGCCGGGUGCAGCCGCGCAGAGGCGGCCCGGCGAGCGCGCAGGAGCCGGCGGCUCGGGCAGCUGCCGCCCGUCUACCCCAACGGCUGGUUCCGCCUGCUGGAUUCGUCGCAGCUGGGUCGCGGGGAGGUGCGCAACGUGGCUGCGCUGGGGGAGCAGUUUGCCGUCUUCCGAAACUCGGAUGGGAAAGCUUGUGUGGUGGAUGCCUAUUGCCCUCACCUGGGUGCCAACCUCGGUGUUGGAGGCCAGGUGGUGGGCAGCUGCAUUGAGUGCCCGUUCCACGGCUGGCAGUUCGAUGGAGAGAGCGGCAAGUGUGUCAGGAUCCCAUACGCUGAGAAAGUGCCCGAAUUCGCCAAGAUCAAGGUGUGGCCGUCGUGCGAGGUCAGCGAUAUGGUCCUGGUCUGGUACCACUGUGACGGUAUCGAUCCGACGUGGCGAGUCCCUGACCGCGAAGAGUUCCUGCCGCGCCCGUGCCCCUUCCGUGGCCUCACUGAGCACUUUGUCAACGUACACAUUGAGGAUAUCCCAGAGAACGGAGCAGACACGGCCCACCUCUCCUUCCUCCACCGCCACGCUUUCUUGAGUGGAGGCGACCUGCGCUACAUGGACUCCCCUUUCUGGACUUUCUUCCGGCACCACUGGCAGGCAGAUUGGCGCCCUGAACCGGAGCCCAAUGCGCACUGUUCCCGUUUGCAGCUGAAGCACAACAUCACUCUCUUCGGAAAGCACUUCAGCUUCAUGGACCUGAGCGUUUCAGCCUGGCAGGUGGGGCCCAGUUUGGUCUUCCUUGUCAUGCAGUUUCCCCUCCUGGGCCAAGGAAUCAUCGUGCAAAGCGUCACCCCCGUGGAGCCUCUCAUGCAGCAGGUGAUCCACCGAAUAUACUUCCAGAAGAACGUUCCUGCCAUUAUCCCCAAGAUAUUGCUCCGCGCAGAAUGCAGCCAGUUUGAGCGCGACGUCAUGAUAUGGAACCACAAGCAAUACCUGUCCAAACCACUUCUGGUGAAGGAAGACGGGGCGAUUCAGAGGCACCGUCGUUGGUUCUCCCAGUUUUACAGCGAGAAGAGCCCAAAGAUUACCAGCCAAAAGGAGAGUCUGGACUGGUGACCAACAGAAGCGCCUUUUCCCCUCUCGCUCCCCCCCCCUCUGGCCGAGGGGAUCCAGGAAGUCAACACCUGCAAGCCGUACUUGGGUGACCAUGUUCAGGGAAAUCUUUAGUGUGUGAUGUUGUGUUUUUACUAUUUUUUUAUGGCAGCUGCCCAGAGUGGCUGGGGCAGCCAAGGCAGAUGGGCGGCAUAUAAACAAUAAAUUAUUAUUACUUAUUCUUAUUAUUACUAUGCCCUGGGGACUGUCGCUCUUUGGCCGAGCAAGCCUUGAAGAAAUGCGGAUCCUGAUCUCCUCUGAAAAGAUGGACUGCAACCACUUGUUGCCCUUGAAAAUGUGGGCUUGUUUUGGCCCGCAAGACUUUGGAUGGUAUGUGAUAUUGCAGAUAUUAAUAUUGCGCAGUUUGAACUGACUGGACGCAUAAAAACUGAGUCCUUUGGGAAUGAAGUAUUGUCCUGACCCAAACUUUGACUUACGGAACUUUCUUUAAAAACAUAACAAAAGCAUUAAUGAAACAUCCAAAAUGUCCGUACAAUAUCUUGUGCUGUCCAGCAUGGCCUCAGCAUCUUACAAAUAAAAUCCACUUAUAAUCAGAGCGGGCAAACAUAGCUCUCGCUCACACACAGGCUUCAUUGCCAGCAUUCUGGCAUUUCAGGCCUCAAGGCUGUGCUCCUGAAAAGCCAUUUACAUAAAAUCAUAGCAUUAUAGAGUUGGAAGGGAUGCCAAGAGUCAUCUAGCCCAACCCCUGCAAUGCAGCAAUCUCAACUUAAAGCAUCCAUGACAGGUGGCCAUCCAACCUCUGCUUAAAAACCUCCAAUGAUUGGAAGUCCUUACUCCAUGGAGUUUGACAACAGAGAAAGAACCACCACCUUCCCAAGUUGGCAGAUUUGCAAUACGAUAGCCUUGCAUGUGAUCUAAGGUUAUACACUCACCUCUUACCUUCUUGAGAACAACGGCCAGUUAAUUUAUCAACUGGUCAAAGCUCAGAGACAGCUCUUCUUGCUUUUAACAUAGCCCCUUGGAAAAUCUCCGUGUUAAACCUUUUCACCAAUACACAUGGCACUGGGUAUGUUUAGCCUGGAGAAGAGAAGGUUAAGGGGUGAUAUGAUAGCCAUGUUCAAAUAUAUAAAAGGAGGUCAUAUAGAGGAGGGAGAAAGGUUGUUUUCUGCUGCUCCAGAGAAGCUGACACGGAGCAAUGGACUCAAACUACAAGAAAGAAGAUUCCACCUAAACAUUAGGAAUAACUUCCUGACAGUAAGAGCUGUUUGGCAG
Molecule: messenger RNA, 2523 nt
Organism: Zootoca vivipara (common lizard)
Lineage: Eukaryota; Metazoa; Chordata; Lepidosauria; Squamata; Lacertidae
Product: cholesterol 7-desaturase nvd
Biological process (GO): cholesterol metabolic process
Cellular component (GO): cytoplasm
Molecular function (GO): oxidoreductase activity; 2 iron, 2 sulfur cluster binding
Source: RefSeq, a predicted model, not a curated record